Molecule: messenger RNA, 1566 nt
Organism: Osmerus eperlanus (European smelt)
Lineage: Eukaryota; Metazoa; Chordata; Actinopteri; Osmeriformes; Osmeridae
Gene: dhrs3b
Product: dehydrogenase/reductase (SDR family) member 3b
Exons: 6
Coding region: 603-1511 (302 amino acids)
Biological process (GO): regulation of retinoic acid receptor signaling pathway; retinoid metabolic process
Cellular component (GO): lipid droplet
Molecular function (GO): all-trans-retinol dehydrogenase (NAD+) activity
Source: RefSeq, a predicted model, not a curated record
ACAACCACUCAGCAGACACCCAAUGAAGCAACAUAUCCCUACCCAGUCAACCUGUCAAUCAGGAUUAAUGCUCACACAAACCUCCCCUCAGAUACCAGUCUCCUCGUCACUGCUGAAGCUGCUAAAUUGUAAAGUAAGCUAUAUCUGUGAGCGAGCAGAGGCGGUAGCGUUUACGUCUCAGGAUAAGUUUUGGAAUACAACACCGAAGACGGCACUUGUAACGAUUCAGUAGCGCACUACUACCAGAACCACGUCCGUCUCGCUGUUUUCCUGCGACAGUCGUUCAACGUUUACUAACCUACCUGCGUAAUAAACGAUUAUAUUUAAAAUACAAGACUGACAGUAUACGCGAGUGGGAUAACAUGUCCGAAAUAUUACAAUUGACGGGAUUGUUUUAAUUUCCGCUGGGUUCCUAUAUGUCUUGAAACUUCGACUUGGCUGCACAAGAUAGUGGUAGCAUACGGAUAACUCAGAAAAGCACUUUUGAACUCUGGUCUGGCAGGGGGGGGAAAACAUCGAGAUUAGAGGUUUACCUUGCUUGGGUCCCAAGUGCAUACAAACGCGUAACAAAGACGUUUGGUUACCCAAGGAGCUGAAGCAAGAUGGAUUUGAAGGUUUUGGGUUCUAUGCUGUUUUUCCCCAUUCAAAUGAUCUAUUACAUAGUCAAAGCAAGUGUGUUGUCACUGCUACCGAGCACAAGAAAAGACUUGAGCCAAGAGAUAGUUCUGAUCACCGGCGGUGGAAGAGGCAUCGGCCGUUACCUGGCCGAGGAGUUUGCCGAGCAGGGGGCUAAAAAGGUGAUCCUGUGGGGACGGACAGAGAAGUGUCUGAAGGAGACGUGUGAGCAGAUAUCCCUGACAGGAACCGAGUGCCACUACUUCCUGUGUGACGUGGCCAAUCGCGAGGAGGUUUACAAGCAGGCCAAGGUGGUCAGAGAGAAGGUGGGGGACGUGACCGUGCUGGUCAACAAUGCAGCGGUGGUGCAUGGGAAGAACCUGAUGGAGAGCGACGAUGACGCCCUGCUGAAAUCCCAGCACAUCAACACCAUGGGCCAGUUCUGGACUACCAAGGCGUUCCUCCCCAGGAUGCUGGAGCUGCAGCACGGUCAUGUGGUGUGCAUCAACUCCAUCCUGUCUCAGUCUCCCAUCCCCGGGGCCAUCGACUACUGCACCUCCAAGGCCUCGUCCCUGGCCUUCAUGGAGAGCCUGACCCUGGGCCUGCUGGACUGUCCUGGGGUGGGCUGCACCACUGUGCUCCCCUUCCACACCAACACAGACAUGUUCCAGGGCAUGCGAGUCAGGUUUCCCCAGCUCUUCCCUCCACUCAAGCCCAAGACGGUGGCCCAGAGGACGGUGGGUGCAGUCCGGACCAACACUGCCUUCCUCUACCUGCCCUGGAGCAUGCAUGCGCUCGUCUUCCUCAAAAGCUUCAUGCCCCAGUCAGCGCUUGAAGAGAUCCACAGGUUCUCCGGAAGCUACACCUGCAUGGACACGUUCAAGGGGAGGACGUGAGGGAGGCUGGGGCUGAGAGGGAGAGAGAGGCUGGGGCUGAGAGGGAGAGAGAGGC